AAGAUCACGCUCGCGUUGAACUGAGGCUGCGCAGGAGCUUUGGGAACAGUUCGUCAAGCGCGGGACACCUGGGCACGGUGGGAAAACUCUGCUUUUAAUGAUGCCCAUAAGCCGAUUGGAAAGAAACGACAAAAAGCACGUGUUGACUUCUCCACUUCCGCCCUCAGUCUAUUGAGCUUCACUGCCCACUGUAACCGUAAGAACAAAGCGGUGCACGCUGGGAUAAAAAAAAUGCUGAACUGAGGCUGCGCACGAGCUUUCGGAUCAUUUCGUCAAGCGUCGGAGACCUGGGCACGGUGGGUAUAAAUCGUGCAGGUCACAUGAGCGAGGGGAGCCUAUUACCGGUGCAAUGCCUGAGAUUGUCAGGUCACCUCUCCCCCGAGACCCUGUGAGACAUGAAGCCCCCCUCACGCAGGCGUUCAGCUCCAGUCAGGUAUGAAAUCAGUGGCCUGGGCCCGACCCUGAGACGCCCCCCUCCCCAGCGCUUGGCCUGGACCUUCAGAGAGAAACACGAGUUGCUCAAGGGCCUCAAGUUCCACAAGGACAAACAGGAGCCUGAGAUACUUGUCCAGGGCCGGAGCCAGUCAGAGGUUGCCGCGUACAUUUCCUGGCUGCGAGGACGCGCUGCACGGGAGGCCAUACAGACGGAAUAUGAACGUUGGGUGCAUAAGAGGAGAUCUACCUGUAAUCAAAGUCCGGCUCCUAUUGAUCUGUGGACAGAUAUGGCAAGUACCGUGUCGGAACCUGUAGAAGAAACUUUAACAGCAGCUUUCUCCCAGAUGUUGACGAUUGCAGCCACAGAGCCCAUCAGCCUCAAACACUCGAUCCCUAGCAGGUUGCCUGGGGGGGAAACCCAGCCUGCACCUCCAAAUGAACAUGGAAAAUCUCAGGGUUCAGCCGAAAAUAGUCAGAGAAAGGAACCCCAAGCGGAGGCAUCCGGCCUUUCAGCUUCUCAGUCCUCUUUGCCGGCAGAUGAUGCCGAAGAUCAGUGGACCGGGCUGGACUUUGAGAAGAUUUACAAGUACCUGUCGAAAGCUGCAAAAGGGGAGGAGCUGCCGAUAAUCUCCAGUAUGGAAUCUGCCGUACUUCUCUGUCUCCUUCACUCGCUCCCAGACCAAGUACAUGUGCUUGAUUGGCAACCUCUUGCUUCUUUCCUACGUAAAGCCUACUGGAGCCUCAACUCAAUGGCACAAUCCUCCGACCCUACAACGCAGGAGAGUCCCAGUGAUGGGCAGGAGGAUUCAUUCAAUGACCCGCCCAGUUCAAUGGGCCACCAGUCCAAUCAGAGCGCAGUCGGUGACCAUUUGGGAGAGAAUCCGCCAAAUGAUAAGGAGAACUCAGUAGAUGCAGCGAAUGACAAGUCCAAUGAGGACAAUCUAUCAACUCCCAAUACUCCAUUGGAUGAUCAACAUGCUCAGGAAAAUCCAUUGUGUGACCAGCCCCCUCAAGAGAAUCCACUGGCUAAAAAAUCCACAGGGAAGGACCUUUCUGCUUCCAAUAAUUCAGAGGGGAUCCCAACCAAUCAGAAUACAGCGGAGGACCAAGCCAGCCCUAAAUGGAAUGAAUUAAAGUUCUGUCCCUUAAAUCCUUUCUUGAUCCCUUUGGAUCUCUUGAAGCAGAAGGAGAAUUAAGCCUAUGGUGGUGCCCCUUUCUGAAAACAUUCCCUCUAAGCUGUGCUUCUCCUCAUAUGUAUUUUUCAUCCAUGUCCAUUCCUUAUUGUACAGAACAUGAUGCACUUCUAUGUACUAAAUAAAAUGGUAUUUAUUGUG
Molecule: messenger RNA, 1769 nt
Organism: Xenopus laevis (African clawed frog)
Lineage: Eukaryota; Metazoa; Chordata; Amphibia; Anura; Pipidae
Gene: snapc2.L
Product: small nuclear RNA activating complex polypeptide 2 L homeolog
Exons: 6
Coding region: 396-1631 (411 amino acids)
Biological process (GO): snRNA transcription; transcription by RNA polymerase II
Cellular component (GO): nuclear body
Molecular function (GO): RNA polymerase II general transcription initiation factor activity
Source: RefSeq, a predicted model, not a curated record